Ascoidea rubescens DSM 1968 is the source of this 1017-nucleotide messenger RNA. RefSeq names its product NADPH:quinone reductase (gene ZTA1). Gene Ontology annotation, molecular function: quinone reductase (NADPH) activity. The record is from RefSeq and is a predicted model, not a curated record. Gene Ontology annotation, cellular component: cytoplasm. Lineage: Eukaryota; Fungi; Ascomycota; Saccharomycetes; Ascoideales; Ascoideaceae. Gene Ontology annotation, biological process: cellular response to oxidative stress. Bases 1 to 1017 code for a protein of 338 amino acids. The transcript has a single exon.
AUGUCUACUUCCUCCUUCAACAUUCCCAAAACCAACAAAGUGGUCUUGAUUCGUGAAAAUGGUGGUCCUGAGGUCAUCAGAUACGAGGAGGACUAUCCCAUUCCUGCCUUAAACGACGACGAGAUCUUAAUCAACAACAAGUACGCCGGAAUUAACUUCAUCGAGGCCUACUUCAGAAAUGGCCUCUAUCCAUGUGAAAAGCCCUAUGUGUUGGGUAGAGAAGCUUCAGGAAUUGUCUCUGCUGCUGGCAAAAACGUCUCUGGUUUCAGCGUUGGCGAUAAAGUAGCAUACUUAAGUCCUGGCACCUUUGCUGAGUUUACAAAAAUCAACCCAAAUAUUAACAAGAUUAUCAAGCUACCAAUCGACUCCACUGACCAGCAAUUGAAGCUCUAUGGCAGCAGCUUGGUUCAAGGUCUAACCACUUUAACUUUUGUCAAUGAGGCCUACAAUGUUCAACCAAAUGAUUACAUCUUAGUUCAUGCUGCUGCCGGUGGUUGUGGUUUAUUAUUCACUCAAUUGAUCACAAAUUUGAAACAUGCCAACAUAAUUGCAACUGCUUCAACGCAAGAAAAAUUAGAUCUUGUCAAAUCCUAUGGAGCUAAGUAUCUCAUCAAUUCUUCAACUGAAAAUAUCGCUGAAAAAGUCUUGGAAAUUACAAAUGGAAAGGGUGUUCAAGCUGUUUUUGAUGGUAUUGGUAAAGACACUUUUGAAAUCUCCUUAGCUUCUCUUGCAAGAAAGGGCACUUUUGUAAGCUUUGGUAAUGCCAGUGGAGCUGUUCCUCCAUUAGUUAUCAACAGAUUAUCUGCUAAAAAUGUCAAAAUCUUAAGACCAACUGUCUUUGGUUACAUUACAGACAAGUCUGAAUGGGAUUUAUAUUCUUCUCAAUUGAUCGACUUAAUUAAAACCAAUCAAUUGAAAUUCAAUAUCACAAAGGUUUACCCUCUAAAAAACUAUAGACAAGCUGCUGAAGACUUGGAAGGUAGAAGAACAACUGGUAAAUUGACUUUAAAAAUUUAA